CCGCUCCCAUUGGCUGUCCUCGGCGCGGGUGAUGGCGGCGAUCCGCAGCGUGAAGGGGUUGGUGGCGCUGGUGACCGGCGGAGCCUCGGGGCUGGGCCGGGCCACGGCCGAGCGCUUGGUGGCGCAGGGAGCCCGAGUGCUGGUGCUCGACCUGAGCGCGUCCCCGGGAGCGCAGCUGGCCAAGGAGCUGGGGGAGAGAUGCGCGUUCGCGGCCGCCGAUGUGACGUCAGCCGAGGAGGUGGGGGCUGCCCUGAAGCUGGCCCAGAAGGAGUUUGGGCGCCUGGACCUGGUGGUGAAUUGUGCCGGUGUUGGCAUCGCCGUCAAGACCUACAACAGCAAGAAGGACAAGGUGCACGAGCUGGAGGACUUCCAGAGGGUCAUCAAUGUGAACCUGGUGGGGACCUUCAACGUCAUCCGCCUCAGCGCCCAGCUCAUGAGCCAGAACCAGCCCGAUGCCGACGGCCACCGCGGCCUCGUGGUCAACACAGCCAGCGUGGCUGCCUUCGAGGGCCAGGUGGGUCAAGCAGCUUACUCAGCCUCCAAGGGCGGCAUCGUGGGCAUGACACUGCCCAUCGCCCGCGACCUGGCGCCGCUCGGCAUCCGGGUGGUCACCAUCGCUCCAGGGCUCUUCUCCACCCCGUUACUGGCUGGGUUACCUGAGAGGGUUCGGAAUUUCCUGGGACAACAAGUGCCUUUUCCCUGCCGCUUGGGACACCCGUCGGAAUACGCACACCUCGUCCAGGCCUUGGCGGAGAACCCCAUGGUCAAUGGGGAAGUGGUGAGGUUGGAUGGAGCCCUCCGCAUGCAGCCAUGAGUUAUGGGGCUCCCCCCCCCAAGACAAAGUGUGGGGCUGGCGUGGGGUAUCCGCACUGGGAUGCUCCCCAUAGCCCCAGUGAUGGCGGGAUGCUCCAUGGGGACACUGCAGGAUGGGAAUCGCAUUGGGAUGUGAACUGGGGCACCCCUGUAAGUGGGGACACCCCUCUAUGAGUGGGAUUGCCCCAUGGAUUUGGGACCCCCAUGCUGUGAUUUAUGAGGACCGGGGCACCCACAAUGGGGCCCUGUCCGGGUCUGGGACCCCCCCAUGGAGUCCCGGUCCCGCCCCCCGUUGUGCCCCCCCACAAUAAAGCGUGUUCUGCGCUGCCCUCUA
This is a messenger RNA of Melopsittacus undulatus (budgerigar), 1147 nucleotides long. RefSeq names its product hydroxysteroid 17-beta dehydrogenase 10 (gene HSD17B10). Bases 32 to 814 code for a protein of 260 amino acids. Gene Ontology annotation, molecular function: estradiol 17-beta-dehydrogenase [NAD(P)+] activity. The record is from RefSeq and is a predicted model, not a curated record. The transcript has 6 exons. Gene Ontology annotation, cellular component: mitochondrion. NCBI's taxonomy places the organism in Eukaryota, Metazoa, Chordata, Aves, Psittaciformes, Psittaculidae. Gene Ontology annotation, biological process: fatty acid metabolic process; androgen metabolic process; estrogen metabolic process.